CACAAAGCUGAAGACUGAGCUACAAGGAGCAAAGUGUGCUGAUGACUGGGAGUACUUCGAUGGAGCAUGUUACCACUUCUCCACUGAUAAGAAGACCUGGACUGAGAGCAGAGAUGCCUGUGUGACUAUGGGAGGACAUCUGGUCAUCAUUACCAGUCAACAAGAAAUGGAUUUCCUGAAGGCCAAGGGAGAAGAUCACUGGAUUGGUUUAACUGAUGCUCAGGAAGAGGGCAAAUGGCGCUGGGUGGACAACACACCCCUCACAGACCCAAACUUUUGGGGACCACGCCAGCCAGAUAACUACAAGGGAUAUGAUCCAGAUGGAGAAAACUGUGUUAUGAUUACAAGAGGAGAGUGGAAUGACAGGUCGUGUGGUGUAUCAUUUAAAAGAAUCUGUGAGAAAAAAAUCUAGGGAAACACUUUAGUUUAGGGAACAAAUGUUAACCAUUCACACAUAACUAAUAUGCGUCUGUAUAAGUGCCAAAUUAAGUCUGCAUUAAGCAUCAUUUAUCAGGCUUGUGUUAGCCUUUUUAUUAUUCUCACUGAAUAUGUAAUAUAUUUUUAGUACAUCAUUAUUAACCAACUGUCACGACUUCGGGCAACCG
Clupea harengus (Atlantic herring) is the source of this 605-nucleotide messenger RNA. RefSeq names its product C-type lectin domain family 4 member F-like. Bases 128 to 412 code for a protein of 94 amino acids. NCBI's taxonomy places the organism in Eukaryota, Metazoa, Chordata, Actinopteri, Clupeiformes, Clupeidae. The transcript is spliced from 4 exons. The record is from RefSeq and is a predicted model, not a curated record.